GAUCAGCUGAGAUUUGCUCUGAUGUUUGUGUUCUAACAGCAGAAUGAAGAUGAGGAUGACCGCAGACGCUCAGGAGCCCGCCAGAUGUUGUGUCUCCGGCUGCAGCUGUACGCGCUUCAGACCAGGAAGCAUCCAGAUCAGGUCAUGUGAUCGCUGCGGACACGGCUGGGUUGCACAUGCUUCGGAGAAGUUCCAGACUCAUCCUCCUUCCAGCUGUGGCCCAGUGGAGGUGGCCCUUCCUGGGCUGGUGUUCGACCUGAGCUCCCUGGUCCUGUAUGGAGCUCAGGCCAUUCCUGUUCAGCUGAAGAUAUUACUGGACCGCCUCUACAGCAUCCUGACCCCAGAACAGGUUGGCCACAUUCUGCACACGCUGGGCUGGAGUUUGGGGGAUUAUGUCAGAGGGUACAUGCUUCAGCAUCCCAGUGGGAAGGUGUUGGAUCGCUGGUUCAUGGUGACCCCUAAAGAAGAGCAGUUCAUCCUGAAACAGUUCCUCCGUUUUGGUGAAACACGCGCCAUCGUUGAGUUAAUGACACUUCAGUUCCUGGAAACAACGGAUCACUCUUUUAAAGCAGAGUUAAAAUCUGUCCCAAAGAGCUGCCAAUCAAACGUCAACAGAAAUGGGCUGUCUUUGCUUCUGCCUUUUGACUUUUCCCACUCAAACCUCCACUGUCUGGUUCCUCCCACCAGGGAGCUUGUUGCUUCCAGUAAACUGACACAGAUCCUUCAAAAAGCUAGUGGGAAACAAAUGACUGAAAGCCACAAGCGUGAAGGAGGAAGAGGAGGGCAAGUUAAUGACAUGGUUGCUCAGCAAUCAAAAUUUGAACCACCUUUAAAAAUUAAGAAUGAACCAGACAAAGUGAACUCAUCUCGGUCACUGUGGCAUCAAAACCCCUCCUUCUUCAACGACCAGGAGCUUUACCUUCAGAGAGGGCUGAUCCAGCAGGAGAGCACCACCUCCAUGUCUACGUCCCUAAACUCUUCACUUAUCCCUUCUUUUUCUUCUUCUGCCCAUCCAUCAAUGUCCAACUCUUCAAAGUCUCCUCUAAAACUUUCUCUCAAGCCUCAAGACUCUCCUUCUUCCUCUUUGCAUCCU
Messenger RNA from Melanotaenia boesemani (Boeseman's rainbowfish), 1093 nucleotides. RefSeq names its product zinc finger protein basonuclin-2-like. Gene Ontology annotation, biological process: regulation of DNA-templated transcription. Gene Ontology annotation, cellular component: nucleus. The annotation marks the transcript as partial. The record is from RefSeq and is a predicted model, not a curated record. NCBI's taxonomy places the organism in Eukaryota, Metazoa, Chordata, Actinopteri, Atheriniformes, Melanotaeniidae. The transcript is spliced from 6 exons.